AGCCUGUUGUGAUCCCGCUUGAUGAUUGGAUGCUGAAUCCUGGAGGCUGAAUGUCACUGACGCUCCUGAAUCCAGGAUACGGAGUAAUAACAGCGCAGUGUCGGGAUAAACGAGUGUUGGAGCACAUUCACAGAGACGUUUGCCUCCAAUAAGCCUUAUUUUUAUUAGCAGGAAUCAUUUGUGCGCCUCUGGAGUCCUGAAACACCGUCUCAAUGGAAAUAUUCCCUCAUGUGCGGCUGUCAUAGAUUAAUAAACUCGACGCUCUGUCGUAGAAACUAUUUUAACGUGUUUUUCGCGGCUUUUUCUUUGUCGCUGUGGGUAAUUGAGUCCUAAGCGUAUGGUGCCGUGAUAUCCCGACACUGAAGGGACAGAAGACAGACGACAUUACGGACACAGCGUUACCGACAGCCCGGUGAUGGAUAAUGCUCAUACUAAGACGGUGGAGGAGGUUUUAGGCUUCUUUGGUGUAAACGAGUCCACAGGUCUGAGCUGUGAGCAGCUGAAGAAGAACAGGGAGAGAUGGGGACCCAAUGAAUUGCCAGCUGAAGAAGGGAAGUCACUUUGGGAGCUGGUCCUGGAACAGUUUGAGGAUUUGUUGGUUCGAAUCUUGCUGCUGGCUGCAUGCAUCUCCUUUACUCUCGCUUGGUUUGAAGAAGGGGAAGGGACGAUCACAGCCUUCGUCGAACCUUUCGUCAUUCUCCUCAUCCUCAUUGCCAAUGCUAUUGUAGGCGUGUGGCAGGAGCGUAAUGCAGAGAAUGCCAUUGAGGCUCUAAAGGAGUAUGAGCCAGAGAUGGGCAAAGUGUACCGACAAGACAAGAAGAGCGUUCAGAGGGUCAGAGCCAGAGACAUCGUCCCUGGAGACAUCGUGGAAGUUGCUGUUGGUGAUAAGGUUCCAGCUGACAUCAGGCUGACGUCUAUCCGAUCCACCACUCUGAGGGUGGACCAGUCCAUUCUGACGGGGGAGUCUGUGUCAGUGCUCAAACACACAGAUCCUGUACCAGACCCCCGAGCUGUCAACCAGGACAAGAAGAACAUGCUCUUCUCUGGUACCAACAUUGCAGCGGGGCGAGCCAUCGGGGUUGUUGUGGCGACAGGGGUGCAGACAGAGAUUGGGAAGAUCAGAGAUGAAAUGGCGUCCACUGACCCUGAAAGGACCCCACUACAACAGAAACUAGACCAGUUUGGAGAACAGCUGUCUAAGGUCAUCAGUGUGAUCUGUGUGGCAGUGUGGGCCAUCAAUGUAGGACACUUUAAUGAUCCAGUCCAUGGAGGCAGCUGGCUGAGAGGAGCUGUUUACUACUUUAAGAUCGCUGUUGCACUGGCUGUAGCUGCCAUACCAGAAGGGCUCCCAGCAGUCAUCACUACCUGCCUGGCUCUGGGCACCAGGAGGAUGGCCAGAAAGAACGCCAUCGUUCGCAGCCUGCCAUCAGUGGAGACGCUGGGCUGCACCUCUGUCAUCUGCUCUGACAAGACGGGGACGCUGACCACCAACCAGAUGUCUGUCUGCAGGAUGUUUGUUGUCGACAGUGUGUCAGGGCAGUGCUGCAGACUCAGCGAGUUCUCAGUCACUGGAUCUACGUACGCCCCUGAAGGAGAAGUUUAUAAGGACGGCUCACUGGUGAAGUGCAGUCAGUAUGAAGGCCUGGUGGAGAUGGCCUCCAUCUGUGCGCUGUGCAAUGACUCAUCACUGGACUACAAUGAGGCAAAGGGUGUGUAUGAGAAGGUAGGGGAGGCAACUGAGACUGCCCUCUGCUGUCUGGUGGAGAAAAUGAACGUGUUUGACACGGACCUGAGAGGACUGAGCCCUGCUGAGAGAGCUACAGCAUGCUGCUCUGUGAUUAAGCAGCUCAUGAGGAAAGAGCUGACGCUGGAGUUUUCCAGAGACAGGAAGUCCAUGUCUGUCUUCUGUUCAUCCAAUAAACUCACCAGGUCUGCCUCUGGAGCCAAGAUGUUCAUCAAAGGAGCUCCAGAGAGUGUGUUGGAGCGCUGUAAUCAUAUCCGGAUCAGCGGUUCUGCCUGUGUGCCUUUGACCCCGGAGGUUCGAGAGCAGCUCCUGUCUAGAGUGCGGGAAUGGGGAUCAGGCCGAGACACACUGCGCUGCCUCGCGAUGGCAACCAGGGACACGCCCCCUGACAUUCACUGCCUCAACCUGGAGAACUCGGCUGCCUUUGCAAACUAUGAGACGGACCUGACCUUUGUGGGCUGUGUGGGCAUGUUGGACCCCCCCAGGAAAGAAGUGCUCGGCGCAGUUCGAAUGUGUCGGCAGGCUGGCAUAAGAGUCAUCAUGAUCACAGGUGACAACAAAGGGACGGCCCUGUCUAUUUGUCGGAGGGUGGGCAUCAUCACAGAGCAGGAAGAGGAGUUGGAGGGUGGCGGGGUAAACGGGGGUCUGACAGGACGAGAGUUUGAUGAGCUGCCCCCGCAUCUGCAGCGUCAGGCCUGCAGGACGGUAAGGUGCUUCGCCCGGGUGGAACCAGCACACAAGAGCCGUAUAGUGGAGUACCUGCAGAGCCUGAGUGACAUCACCGCCAUGACAGGUGACGGUGUGAAUGAUGCUCCAGCGUUAAAGAAGGCAGAGAUUGGCAUCGCUAUGGGCAGCGGCACGGCAGUGGCCAAGUCGGCCUCUGAGAUGAUCCUGGCCGAUGACAACUUCUCCACCAUCGUGGCUGCAGUGGAGGAGGGCAGAGCCAUUUACAACAACAUGAAGCAGUUCAUCAGAUACCUCAUAUCAUCCAACAUAGGAGAGGUGGUCUGUAUCUUCCUGACGGCUGCGCUGGGUAUGCCUGAAGCGCUGAUCCCAGUCCAGCUGCUGUGGGUCAACCUGGUCACUGACGGUUUCCCAGCAACAGCUCUGGGCUUCAACCCUCCAGACCUGGACAUCAUGUCCCGCCCUCCCCGCUCCCCCAAAGAGCCUCUGAUCUCCGGCUGGUUGUUCUGUCGCUAUCUCAUCAUUGGAUGUUAUGUGGGAGCAGCCACUGUGGGAGCUGCUGCCUGGUGGUUUAUGGCAGCCCACGAUGGACCAAAACUUUCCUUCUAUCAACUGUCCCACUACCUGCAGUGCAGUGAAGGCCACGCUGAGUUUGCUGGUGUGCAGUGUUCAGUCUUUGAGUCUCCUUAUCCCAUGACUAUGGCCCUGUCUGUUCUGGUUACCAUAGAGAUGUGCAACGCCUUGAACAGUCUUUCAGAGAACCAGUCCCUGCUGAAGAUGCCUCCCUGGUCAAACCCUUGGCUGGUGGGGGCGAUCUGUCUGUCCAUGGCUCUACAUUUCCUCAUUCUCUAUGUAGACCCACUGCCAGUGAUCUUCCAGAUCCGCCCUCUGUCGUGGCCUCAGUGGGUGGUGGUGCUGAAAAUGUCCAUUCCUGUCAUCUUGAUGGACGAGGUUCUUAAAUUUCUGGCCCGCAACUACAUCGAGCCAGGAAGCCAGAUCCAGUCACUGGAAGAGGAAGAGGAAGAGGAGAUGCAGAGGACAAGGGGUAACGUGGGAUUGGUCGGUGCCGUGAUGACCAGGCUGUCUCAGUCAGUGAAGGGUGUGUCCUGGUCAUUCGUCCUGGUCUCUGCGCCGCUAGUGUUCUGGAUCUUUAGCCUGGACUCUGACAUAACCAACAUCUUUUGGGAGUGAUGGGAGAAAGCAAGGACGGGUGGCAUGUGGGGUAACCAGUCAAAGACAGGAAAGGAAGGAAGGAAGGAAGAGAAAAAAAGAAAAACAGAUGAUAGAUAUACCACAGGCGAGCAAAGGUGAUGAAUACUUUGCCAUGAUAGAAUGUAAGAGUGAAAUAUUUAGCCAACAGACAAUCAGGAAACAGCAAAGAAAAGGCAAUGCUUCAGAGCGUCUCCUCAAUAAUAAAAGGUUCUAUGUGCAGUUAGCAGACUCUCCCAGGUGUGAUCACACAUUUGAAUCUCAGAGCUUUGUUUGUCAGUCCCGAAACAUGAAAUAUGUCUCUAACCAGAUAAUAAAGCUGGACCUGAAUGCUAACACAGCAUGCUGACCUGCUGACCUUUGCAUUCUAAUACUAAAAGAUAAACAUUAGCAUGUUAGCAUGCUAUAAUCUGUUUUUAGACUGCCUGCCAAACCUGACCAGGGACACAGAAUGUCAAAUACAAUGGAGAGCAUCAAAACUGUUUUGGUUUGUUUUUCAUUUUUCUGAUUGUUUUAUUUGACUUGAAAUCAGGACUGGGUGGCAUCAGUUAUUGAAUUUGUAGUGACUAGUAGCUAGCAGCUAGCUUUAAAGUUUGGCAAGUAAACAGUUUAAUACUGUCUAAUUCUGUUGCUGGGGAACAUCUGUAGCACUGUCUGAUCAAAUACAGUCAACAGGAAGUCAGUGUAGCAUCAUAAAUUCCCAAAAAUGUCAGUUUGAGGCAGCUUAGCUAAAGACUGCUUUGUUCAUAUGCUGUAUGAAUCUGAGAGUUAGUACUAUUCAUGUAGGGAAACAUUUACGGAAGCGUAAUACUGCCAGACUAGACAAAUAAAAAUGUAUCAGGGUCACAUUAAAACGUGAUGCUCAUAUGUUUUUAUUUUUAUGGUGUGGCAGCAGUAUGCUUCCAUAAGCAUUUGAGAUUUAUUGUGUGUUUAUUUGUGAAAAGUAAUUUAUCUCAUCAUAUUUAACGUUUUUUUUUUUUUCGGGUGUAGUGUCACUUGUCAGAUUUUACUUCUUAGUCGAGAAUUUCUACCUGGCAGUGACUGGAUGUAAAUUUUAGUUCCAGCUAAUCUCUGUUAGAGAACUGCUUUGCAUGGUGCGAACAGUGAAAUGUUCUGUUCUAACAAGACCAGCAGAGGGGAAAGUUUCAAAAUAAAACGGAAAGAUUCUGGAAAAAAUAGAAGAAGCUUGGAAGCUCAUUGAGAUGCUUGAUGAGUUCAGAGUGAUCCAACUGACUGCACAUAGCACCUUUUAGAUGAAAAUAUCUGUUUGAAAAAUGAGAGAGGAAAGAGAAAAGCAUGUCUGUGGUCCAGGAUCACACACACACACACACAAACACACACACACACACACACACCACAGGUGGACGUUCAUUGUCUUUGGUCUUUUCUGUUGCUGACACUGAAAAGCUCUUCAAGUCUUAAAUGUAAUUUGACUGUGGAUCCUUCUUCAGACGUCCUGAGGCUUCACAGACUGACUGAAGCUGAACGCUCACAGCAGGAUGAAUGAGUUCAUUAGUUAAGACGUGUUGAUUAUAUUCUUCAUACUCGUUGUCAAACAGUAGAGGUUGUCGUGCACUUCAGGUGCAGUAAAGCAUCUAAAUGUGUGUAAGCUAAAUGGGUUAAUAUGGUUAUUUAUGUUACAGCUUUCAAUCUAUUUGAAGUGUUUAUCCUCCACUCACUGCGACACUGUAUGUUUAGCUGCUUCCUUUCAUUUACUGACUUAUUUUACCCCCAUGCCUGUUCACCACAGAAUCUGCCUCUGUGCUCGUGUGCUUGGAAACAUUUCAUGUGAUCUCUUAGCACAGGUCAUACAGUGAGCCUGACAGCGAGCCAGUGUUUUAUUUACAUGUGUUUCCUGUGCAAAUCAGUGACCUGUCUGCCAUUUUCUCCAGUGAUGCCAUUGUGACAUCUCACUCCAUUUGCAUUUUUUGUAUUUUUUUCAUUCAUGUAGCUGCAAUAACCUUGUUAUAUCACAUUUGGCCACUGACAAAUAUAUAAUGAAGUCCUAACAGUAGAAAAAAUGUCAUUGUUAUGAAAGUAAUGUCAUCUGUAAAGAUUUUACAGGAAAAAAGGUUUGAGAUUAGAGUCGUUCUGUUGUGUGAAAAAAGCCGUGUUAGGAAAGUACAGUCACAAUAUGUAUGGUUAGUAUUUAUGUUUGUGAAAGGUUUGUGUUUGGUUCCUCCCCUCUCAGUGAUAUAUAGCUAUGCAUCAAAUUACUGGAAAAUAGAUAAAAGCAUCUGGAUAAAUGGAUAAUUAAUAGAAGGGCGCGCAUGUUUUCACAUUGACCAAAACGUUUUACUCCAAACAUUGAGAUAUUAAAUUAAGUUAUGCUGCCGUGCAUUUGUGUGUAAAUGCUUCACCUACAAACGUCCACUACUAAAAGGAAUGUCAGUAUACAACACCCAGCCAGACUGUCUGUCCAUAACAUCAGAACUUUUCAUUUAACUUACAAUUGUAACUUUAUUGAUCUUUAUUCUGGUCAUUUUGAACUUCACUAAGAAAAUAUUCUGACUUUAUUCUCGUAAUAUUCUGACCUGAUCUUGUAAAAUGAUAUGUUUAUUGGAUGCUUUAUUUUCAUAACAGUAUGACAGUACAACAUAAGCCUGUUACUUGUUCUGAGGUCACAAACUGUUCUGCUCACCUAUUCUGUCUUUGUUUUGUUCUCGUCACUUGGCUCUUCGAUAAUUCUCCAAACCCAUAGAAGAAAUGUUUGCUUCUCUGCUCCCCACAGUUCUGCCUCUUUUUUCUGUGUUUUGUCUUUGCUCCAAAACAUUUCUCAUAUGAAAGCUUGAAAACUGCAAAGAGGAUUUUUGUUGCAAUAUAAUAUUUUGUUUUGAUACCAUUAAGGCUGAUUAAAUGUGUAGAUGCACUCAGUGGUUAAUGUUUUUUAUUUUUCUCAUUUAGUCAAACGAAGGGGCACUAUUAUAUAUUUUGUAGAUUUAAUUUAUACUUUUUUUCUUAUUCAUUCUACUGUUGAUGAUUUUGUUGUCAUUAGAAAUGAUUUUACAGGAUGAAAACAAUAAAUAUAAAAUGGUUCAGA
Larimichthys crocea (large yellow croaker) is the source of this 6677-nucleotide messenger RNA. Its product is annotated as sarcoplasmic/endoplasmic reticulum calcium ATPase 2. The transcript has 24 exons. Gene Ontology annotation, cellular component: membrane. Gene Ontology annotation, biological process: calcium ion transport. Bases 416 to 3619 code for a protein of 1067 amino acids. The record is from RefSeq and is a predicted model, not a curated record. Gene Ontology annotation, molecular function: ATP binding; P-type calcium transporter activity; ATP hydrolysis activity. NCBI's taxonomy places the organism in Eukaryota, Metazoa, Chordata, Actinopteri, Sciaenidae.